AUGCUACAGUCCCUGGAAGUGGGUCCGCGAGGCCGUCCCCGGCCGUGUUCGCACUGCCCGCCACCGGGUGCGGGGCGGACCGGGCCCGGGCUGCAUAGCGAGCCCGACCGCGGGGGUUCCGAAGGGGACGGCCUCUCCCGUCGCGAGCGCCGUGGCGGCACCCUCCGGUGGAGCCCCCGGCGCUGGCCUGCACCUCCUGGCGGCGGCCGACAGGCGGAAACCUGCUUUCUGGGUCCCGGGUCCCGGGUCUCGGGGGCGGGCGUCGGCGCCACGGGGCCAGGUCCACGGACGAGGCUGAAGUCCGCCGGGUUCUCGGGCCUCCAGAGCCGGGAGACACCAGCCUCUGUGCCCGCGGGAGGCUCCUUCCGAGAACCGCCCACCUUCUCUUAG
Molecule: messenger RNA, 390 nt
Organism: Rangifer tarandus platyrhynchus (Svalbard reindeer)
Lineage: Eukaryota; Metazoa; Chordata; Mammalia; Artiodactyla; Cervidae
Source: the annotation of a GenBank genome assembly